AUGGCGUGGCAGCAGCAGCAGCAGCAGCAACAACAGCAGCAGCAGCAGCAACAACAGCAGCAGCAGCAGCAACAGCAGCAGCAGCAGCAGCAGCAGCAGCAACCAUUUUUUCACGUUAGGACGGAGCUGCCACUCGUUACAGGUGCAACGCAAUGGGUGUCAAUCGAGUUCGAUGAGCCACCGGGCUUCGACUCCCAUCGUGGGAUCGUCGAUCCCACGCUUAGGAUCGUCGAUCCCAGUCAUGGGAUCGUCGAUCCCGGUGUUGGGAUCGUCGAUCCCAGACCUGGAAAUAUCGAUCCCAAUACUGGGAUCGUCGAUCCCAAUACUGGGAUCGUCGAUCCCAACGAUCCUGAUGCUUAUGGACCCCCAUUCCUCUGCUGCUGGGAAAAAGAAGACUCUCCUCUCCCUCUCUUCUCUAUUCCCCUAAAGGGAGCAAGAGUUGUUAAUAAUAUUACUGAAUUGGGGUAA
This is a messenger RNA of Eimeria maxima, 468 nucleotides long. RefSeq lists its product as hypothetical. Bases 1 to 468 code for a protein of 155 amino acids. The transcript has a single exon. The record is from RefSeq and is a predicted model, not a curated record. NCBI's taxonomy places the organism in Eukaryota, Apicomplexa, Conoidasida, Eucoccidiorida, Eimeriidae.